Papaver somniferum (opium poppy) is the source of this 730-nucleotide messenger RNA. RefSeq lists its product as uncharacterized. The record is from RefSeq and is a predicted model, not a curated record. Lineage: Eukaryota; Viridiplantae; Streptophyta; Magnoliopsida; Ranunculales; Papaveraceae. Bases 119 to 535 code for a protein of 138 amino acids. The transcript is spliced from 2 exons.
ACCGACUCACCCUUCAUUUGUACUUCUUGGGUCUCUCUCAAUUCUUUUCUCCUCCUUCCUCCUCUUCUUCUUGAACUUCUUCCAUUAACAAAAUUCAAGCUUCUAAGAGAAAAAAAGAAUGUCUGCAACUAAUAAUGUUUGUUGCUUGUGUGGUGAUAUCGGUUUCCCUGAUAAACUCUUUCGCUGCAACAAAUGCUGUAACCGCCUUCAACAUUCUUAUUGUACUAACUACUAUGAUGAUUCGUCAUCGGUAGCGAAUGUAUCGUGCGAUUGGUGUCUACACGAAGAGAGAGGCAGUAUUACUACCGCCACUGCUGCAACUUCUGGAAAGAAACAAAUCUCUUCUUCUGGCAAAAGAUCUUCGUCGUCUAGCAGUGGUAAAGAUCAUGAGUAUAACUCAUCAGGUGAGAAGAUUAAAAAAAAUGAUAAAGAAUCAACUACUAGUACUGAUCAAAGUAAGGGAAAGAAUAGUGGUUCUCCAUCUCCAAGAACUGCUGGCCGGAGAUAUAAAUUUCUGAAGGAUGUGUUAUGUUGAUCAUGAAAGGAUCAAUCAGUAUGUUAACGUGAAUAUCAUCACGAUCGUAUCAUCAAGAGUUAUAUAUUUAAUUUCCAUCUAUAUAUAUUUUUUUUGUUUAAAUGUAUGUUUCAUGUGUAAUGGAACUUUAUAACUAGAAACAUGUAUCAGGUUUUAUUUAUUGUGAUAAAAAUCUUCUUAAUUAAUUAAUGGUGA